CAAGGCGGCGUUACCGUGCAUUGCAGCUUUCUUGCAGUCCAAAUCUUAAUACCGCAUUUGCUUAUCUACAAACAUACACAACUUGUAUAUUACCGGAUUCGCAUAUUUCUCAUCUUACUGAGGUUUUGUUUGUAACUAUUGUCAUCAUACCCGUCCACCAAUUCAUUAUCGAAGUCCGGCCCUAAAUCUUCAGUCUCCUUAUCCCCAACGAGAGGACUAUCCGACGCAGUUUCCAAACAAAUCCUUUUACUUGCAUCGAUCUUUCCUGCACAUAUCGGUUCAUCCAAAGCAAGACUUUCGCUGGCUACUUCCUUUCAUAUCGCAUUCCAAAGACGAAGAGUUUCAACCUUGACCGCUACUUGCUUUCAUACCCAGUUCUUUCAACAUGGUCAAAUUCUACCCUUCUCUCACGGAGGACCACAUCGAUUUCAUCUCCCGCCAAUCUCUGUUCUUCGUCGCCAGUGCUCCCUGGGCCGGAGAUCACAUCAACAUCUCACCCAAAGGCCAUCCGUCAAGAACCUUUUCUGUCCUCGGCCCGAAGACCGUCGCCUACCUAGACGCAACCGGCAGCGGCUGUGAAACCAUCUCCCACGUCUACGAAAAUGGCCGUGUCACCGUAAUGUUCUCCUCCUUUGGUCCCUCUCCCCAGAUUAUGCGUCUGUUCUGCAAAGGACGUGUAGUCGAAAAAUGGGAUCCGUACUAUGGCCAAUUGCGCGCAAAGAUGGCAGCAGAGAAUGGCGAAUCGGUCGACAUCACCGGUGCGCGUGCCAUUAUCGUGUUGAAGAUCCAAAAAGUUCAGACCAGCUGCGGAUUCGGCGUGCCUCAGCUCGCAGGCGGCAAGCCCGUGGACACGGAGGAAGCAGCAGGUGACGCUAUCACCUAUGUGGACCACGACCAUGACAAGGAAGAAGAGAAUGGUUUCAAGCAGCGUGACACCAUGGAUAAUUGGGCGCGCAAGACGCUGGAGAAGCAAGAGCUUGCCGACUACCAGAAACAGUACAAUCAUCGAUCGCUUGAUGGGCUUCCGGGCAUGAUGAGUGCGCGAAGGUCUCACGAUGAGAAUAUCGCGCUGGAGGACACCAAGGCGUGGUUUAGGAAAGUGAGCAGGCAGCAGGAUGCUGUUGCCCUAGGUGUGGGCCUGGGUGUUGUAUUGAUGUUGUUGUUGAGUCUUGUUGGUGUGCUGAGCAUUAAGCCAGUGUUCUUGCAGCAUAUCUUGAAUGCUCAGCGAAGGCAGUUGGGCUUACCAGAGGAUCAUUCAUGGAAGAGCGAGCUUUGAGGAGCAUUAGAUAUUGCUGCGCGGCUGCGAAGGCUCGUAGAUGCACGGCACAGCCCUGAUUGUUAAUUUUAUCAAGGGAACUAGAUUUAAUAAUUCGCAUUUUCGCUUUGCC
Messenger RNA from Alternaria alternata, 1388 nucleotides. RefSeq lists its product as hypothetical. The record is from RefSeq and is a predicted model, not a curated record. NCBI's taxonomy places the organism in Eukaryota, Fungi, Ascomycota, Dothideomycetes, Pleosporales, Pleosporaceae. The coding region runs from base 386 to 1276 and encodes 296 amino acids. The transcript has a single exon.